CAGUAGACAACUAUUUCUCACAAAGCAAAAAGUCCAAGAAACAUCAGAGGCACUUUGAUUUGACUACAAUUGCCAGCAAAGCUCCAAAGCACAAAAAAUUCUUCCAUUUUCAGUAGUUUCAGAAACACCAGCAGCUCCUACUUCGUACAGCUCAGAGAUCAGAAUUGUCUUCAACUCAACCUCUCCUCUGUUAUAAACCAUAAAUUUCAUCUUACCACAAUCAGCCCACUGUCCAGCAAUCACUUGUCAAUUUUCAAACUUCCCCCCGCUCUGCUCUUGUGAUUGGAAUCUCAUUCAAGUCAGUGGAAAAUCCAAAUUGCUGAGGAAAGUUCAAAUCUUGGGCUCUUCAGAGGUUUGCUUCAAUCUUUUUUGUAAAAUAUUUUACUAGUUUUUUGAAUCUUGGUGCAGUUGACUUCCCCGGAAAAGAGAUUUCUUGAUUUUGGGUGAAUUUAUAUGGGUAAAGGAGGGGGAUGUAUGCCGAGUAAAAGCAAGGCAUCUCUGGGUGUAUCUGAUCGUGAUGCGCCCAUUCCUCUGUCUGAGAGAUCAAUCUCAACGGAGGGUCGCAGCCCAGAAAGAAGUGUUAAUGCUGCAAUCCCUGUUCGAGGUGGGGAUUCCCAGAGGAAGUUGAGGAUAUUUAUUGUGUUUUAUUCAAUGUACAGACAUGUAGAAACCCUAGCAAGAAGAAUCAAGAAAGGGGUUGAUGGGGUUGAGGGUGUUGAGGGGGUUUUGUACAGGGUUCCUGAGAUUUUGACCCCUGAGGUAUUGGAGCAGAUGAAGGUUCCGCCUAAGGAUGAUGGGAUUCCGGUUAUAUCGGCGGAGGAGAUGGUGGAGGCUGAUGGGUUCUUGUUUGGAUUUCCGACGAGAUUUGGGAGCAUGGCCGCGCAGAUGAAGGCGUUUUUCGACUCGACGGGUGGUUUGUGGAGGGAGCAGAAGCUUGCUGGUGUUCCCGCAGGGUUCUUUGUCAGCACCGGCACGCAAGGGGGCGGCCAGGAAACCACUGCAUGGACGGCAAUUACCCAACUAGCCCACCACGGGAUGCUCUACGUUCCAAUCGGAUACACAUUUGGGGCGGGAAUGUUUGGGAUUGAUUCGAUCAGAGGCGGUUCCCCUUAUGGAUCAGGAGUAUUCUCAGGAGAUGGGACGAGGGAACCAACCGAAACUGAACUUGCACUUGCAGAGCACCAAGGCAAAUACAUGGCUUUGGUGGUGAAAAGAUUUGCUGGGACAUCUUCGUUUGCUCGGAACAAAGUAGCAGCCAAGACUUAGGAGUGGCCAUGAUCCCAUUUCUGUCUGUCUCCUCUCCAGUGUGCAUCUCAUGACUUGAUACAAUUACAAUUUAUUUGUGACAGAAACAUUAGGUUGGUUUUUUUUAUCUUACGUUGUAUUUGCCUUUUAAGUCAUCGU
This is a messenger RNA of Sesamum indicum (sesame), 1404 nucleotides long. RefSeq names its product putative NAD(P)H dehydrogenase (quinone) FQR1-like 1. Gene Ontology annotation, cellular component: membrane. Gene Ontology annotation, molecular function: NAD(P)H dehydrogenase (quinone) activity; FMN binding. Lineage: Eukaryota; Viridiplantae; Streptophyta; Magnoliopsida; Lamiales; Pedaliaceae. The record is from RefSeq and is a predicted model, not a curated record.